GGAGGAUCUCAUUUUUAGUCGCUUCUCAUGUGAAAUACCCAGCGCCCAUGCAGCAAUGGCCAGCGCUCAGGCGACCGCCCGGGGCCUCUGCCCGUGGUGCCGCAACUCGCUGCUGCCGGGGUGCUGCGCGCAGUGCCUGCAGCGGGUGGCGCGCCGCUACAGGCGCCAGACGCCGCAACUGGAGUCUCAGCUCCCGCGCCGAAGCAACCGCCACGGCCAGCUGCGCGAGCGGCUGCGGCGCCUGCGCGCGCAGCUGGCGCAGCGGCAGCGCGGCACCGCGCGGCUCCGGGCGCAGCUGGAGGAGUCCCGCGAGCGGCUCCGGCAGCGGCGCAAGGCCCACGAAGAGCGCCUCGCGGACUUGGCGUCUGCACAGAGGCGCUUGGGCGCCAGGGCUUGCGUGCCCCGCGCGCAGUUCCUGCAAGACCCGACGCGGCACCAGCUGGGGGCAUUUCAUAUCUACCAGGAGCUGUCGGUGGUCCUCACCGCCCUGCAGCAGGAGCGCAGGAGGAGGUGCAGUGAACUGGUGGAGUUGCUGCCAGUGAAGUGGUUGCAGACUGGUGCUGGACCGGAGGCUCUGAGCCUGGGUCAGGUGCAGUCACUCGAACGGUCUGGCGUUCUGCAGGAGGAGGAGCUCCGCAACCUCGACGCGUCCCUUUCGCUGCUG
Effrenium voratum is the source of this 664-nucleotide messenger RNA. Lineage: Eukaryota; Dinophyceae; Suessiales; Symbiodiniaceae. The record is from the annotation of a GenBank genome assembly.